Athene cunicularia (burrowing owl) is the source of this 8533-nucleotide messenger RNA. RefSeq names its product neurotrypsin-like. The record is from RefSeq and is a predicted model, not a curated record. Gene Ontology annotation, molecular function: serine-type endopeptidase activity. Gene Ontology annotation, cellular component: membrane. The transcript has 15 exons. NCBI's taxonomy places the organism in Eukaryota, Metazoa, Chordata, Aves, Strigiformes, Strigidae. Gene Ontology annotation, biological process: proteolysis. Bases 1036 to 3492 code for a protein of 818 amino acids.
UCCAAGAUUGAACAGCUUUAAAUGGAUGAAUUCCCUUCCUAGAUUUAAUAAUCUAAAACUUUUGUUGUAGCCUUUAACCCUAAUUCAUAAGCAGUAAGCCAAAAGCACUAAAACCCCCAUAGAAUUAUUCAUAGCAAUACAAUAAUGAUCAACCCUUUGGAAAGCAUCCUAGCCAAUCGAAUGAAGAUAGCUUUACAGCCCAAGGUCAAGGAAACACUUGAUGGAAAAGGUCUCUGGAAGCAAUACUCAUGAUGGCAAGAUGCAGGGCUGAAAACUGGGAAUGCACCUUGGAGAGGGCUGUGCCACCUGUGGGUUUUCUAUGGGGACAUCUGGAAGUUGCUUAACGUAUUCUGGGUUCAAAUCUGAGGAGAGUUUGACCUUGGGAAGCUGCGAGCAGCUAAUCAUGGAGGCAGCACUGGGGGGAUAAAGUCCAGAUUCCUUCCAACAAGUCUAAUUUCUGGCAAGUGUGCACGCACAAGCCGUUUCCUUUCCCAGUUUUGUAGCUGGAGUUUUGCGGCAGGACACAGCCCAGCUCCCAGGCGUAGCUGUAGCCUUUGUGCCUCAGGGGGAGAAGGACGAGGCGGCUGUGGGAAGGCGGGGGCAGGGGCAGGAGGCAAGGAGCAGCGCGCACCCGGGAAAAGGGAGGGGACGGGGUGCAGGAGCAGGCUGAGGGCUGCGCCCUACCCGUCCGCGCCUGCCUCCUCCCGUCGAUAAGGGUGCUAGAGAAAUUCUGGGACAUGUUCUCCUCCCUCAUUUCUCUCCUCUCCUUUUCCCCUUUCUGAAAAGAUGAAUCAAGAAGAAGUGGCGAGACGAAGGGGAAAGUGAAAUUCUAAGAUGCUGCUGAGAACUUUGACCCCUUCCCUUCCAUCCCUUUCCCUGCAUAGAAAUGGAAGAGGCAUCCCGCUCCCUCCGGUGCGGAGCGGCUAGUGCCCUGCUCCCGGGGAAACCCAGCGGCAGAGCCCGAGGAGGAGGCAGCAGCUGAGCGAGAGAGAACGUGAUGCUUGAAGAAGCUUCUGCCCACUUUGUAGUGGAAGGAUGGAGAUCCCCAGAGUACUCGGGCUCUUGAGUCUGUUAUCCUGUCUCAGAUGUGUGGCGGCUUUCCUGGGAUCCCAGCCCAACCAAAACCAUUUGCAGAGUGCAGCAUCCAGCGUGUGUGGUGUCGGAUCUCUUGGGUAUUACAAUGGCUCGCUGGCAGUCACUGAGGCCGGGGCAGAGUGCCUCAGCUGGGCAGAGUUCCCCGACUAUGUUCAGCAGUACCCAGACCGUGGCUUGGGGGACCACAACCACUGCAGGAACCCAGAUGGGGGAACUACACCCUGGUGCUUCUACCGGCUUGCGUCAGGGGCCAUCGGUUGGGCUAACUGUGACUGUAACCAAGGUGCUGUGCGGUUGGCAGAAGAUAGUACUGUGGAGCUGUACUUCAGUGGACUCUGGGGCACCAUUUGUGCUGACCACUGGACUGACUGGGAUGCCAGCGUUGUCUGCAGGCAGCUAGGUCUCAGUGAGAUUGGCACAGCUGGGAAGAAGAAUCGUCCUGGACCAUGGCCUGUUCCCUUGCACCUGCAGUCAGCAAACUGCCAUGGGGAUGAGAAAGCCCUGCUGCAGUGUGACUAUCAGGAAGCUAUGUCAGGAGCUUGUAACCAGGGGACUGCCAUGGUAACCUGUGUCCCUCCAGAAGGUGUAGGUGCCCCACUGCGUUUAGUUGGGGGAAAGGAAAGCUUUGAAGGGCGAGUAGAGGUUUACCAUGAUGGCAAGUGGGGUACCAUCUGCGAUGACCAGUGGGACAACCGGGAUGCUGAAGUAGUCUGUAGGCAGCUGGGACUCAGUGGGAACCCAAAAGCCUUGUCAUGGGCUCACUAUGGGCAGGGAUCUGGCCCAAUCCUGCUGGAUGAAGUGGAGUGCUCUGGCAAUGAACUCUCACUUGACCAGUGCAAGAAGAGUGACUGGGGACAGCAAAACUGUGACCACAUUGAAGAUGCUGGAGUCUCCUGUGAUCCUUUCACAGAGGGCACUGUCAGGCUGGCUGGUGGCCGCAGCCACAGCGAAGGCAGGGUAGAAGUUUAUCACAAUGGAGACUGGGGCACAGUAUGUGAUGAUGGCUGGACAGACCUUGGUGCCCACGUGGUCUGCAGGCAGCUGGGCUUCAGUGGUCCUGCUACCUUGGCCUCUGAAGGGGACUAUGCUGCUGGCCAAGGCUUUAUCUUACUGGAUGAUGUGGCUUGUGUGGGGACAGAAUUGUCCCUCCUGGACUGUCCCCACAGCAACUGGGGGCAGCAUGACUGCUCACACGCUGAGGAUGUGGCAGUCCGCUGUUCCCCAGAGAGCAACACAGUCAUGGACGGCAGCCUGGGGCCUCCUGUACGGCUAGUGGAUGGAGAAAGCACCAAGGAGGGACGGGUUGAGGUAUUUCUGAAUGGGCAGUGGGGCAGCGUCUGUGAUGAUGGCUGGACAGACAGAGAUGCUGCAGUGGUUUGCAGGCAACUGGGAUUCAGUGGUACAGCAAAAGCCAGGGCAAUGGCUUAUUUUGGUGAAGGCCAUGGGCCCAUCCAUCUGGACAACGUAGAAUGCAGUGGCAUGGAGCACACUCUAGGGCAGUGUGUCAGGCCUGACACUGGGAUUCACAGCUGCUGGCACAGUGAGGAUGCUGGUGUGAUCUGUGACUAUGUGGAAGAGAAGGCUCAAGAUAUCGUGAGAACAGGUCCAGAGUCUGGUGUGUGUGGGAUGCGCCUGCUUCACCGUCGCAAGAAAAGGAUCAUAGGUGGAAACAAGUCUCUCAGAGGUGGUUGGCCAUGGCAGGUGUCACUACGGUUGAAAGGUUUUCAUCGAGAUACUCGUCUGCUGUGUGGAGCAACACUGAUCAGCAGCUGCUGGGUGGUGACUGCAGCCCACUGCUUCAAAAGGUUUGGUGUUGAUGUACGGCGUUACCUGCUGCGGGUGGGUGAUUACCACACAGGUGUGAAGGAUGAGUUUGAGAGGGAGCUGCUCGUGGAUCGGAUUGUCCUCCACAGGAACUACUGGGCUGGCAGCAAUGAUAAUGACAUUGCCCUGGUCCGGAUGCGGGGCAGAGAGGGGCACUGUCUCUCCUUCAAUCACCAUGUUCUACCUGUCUGCCUGCCCAGUAGGAAAGAGAAGUCUGAUAUCAACAGGCAAGCCUGCAUCAUCUCUGGCUGGGGAGACACAGGGAAGUCCUACUCGAGAACCCUGCUGCAGGGGGUGGUGCCUCUUCUCCCACAGGAAGACUGUGAGGUCCGUUAUGGACAGAAGUUCACUAACCGCAUGAUUUGUGCUGGGAACCUCUCUGAAGAUAAAAGGGUGGACAGCUGCCAAGGUGACAGUGGAGGGCCACUCAUGUGUCAGAGGUCAAACGGACGCUGGAUCAUUUUGGGGAUCACUUCCUGGGGUUAUGGCUGUGGUCGGAAGGAUUCCCCUGGUGUGUACACAAAGGUCAGCAAAUAUGUACCCUGGAUCAAGAAAGUGACCAAGCUAAAAUGAAAAUGUCUGAACUCUAGGAAGUUCAAUGUAUGAUCCUUUUGCCCUGCAGCAGCAGAAGGAUGUGGCUUCUGGCCUGUGACUGAUGGAAAUUUAUUUUGUCAUUAGACUGUAGAACUGGGAGAAAACCAGUUAUGGUUGAUUCUUUAAAAUCUUUGUUUUCACUUUAGUCCAUAAUCUCUGAGCAGAGAAAGCAGGUGCACACUGGUAAGAAUGGUAAGUCUAUGUUGCUCUGACUAUCUGAGUCCUGUAAUCACACUUGUUCCUUUGCCCUGGCACACGAACAAUGGUAGAAGUGGAGAGACACCUUCCUCUGUAAAUCUAUUCCUGGUUUUGUAUGUUUGCACAGCUGAAAAACACUGCAAAGAGAGGUGAGAUGCUUGGAAGAUAGCACCAGGCCCUGGCAUAGUGGAAAUACAUUUUUUCAUAACAACUCUCUUCAGUUCCAGAAAUCAGAAGAUUUGACCUGAGCUGAGGAACAGGCCAACAGUUGGGUUUUUUUCCUUCCCUGUUGUGUCCCUAGGGGGAACCUUUUCUCUUCCGAAUAGUAGGUCUGCUCCCAUAUGAGCCCUUUAAAUGUCUGUCCCUGCUAAGAGAUGCUUCUCCCUCCUACUGUAAUCCUCUGUCACAUAUUUCCAGCUGCCAGAUGCUGUGGUUUUAUUGCUGCUUUCUCAAUAUAGUGUUUCUUUUUGUGUUUUGGGUUUUUUUGGUUUUUGUUUUGUUUUGUUUUGUUUUUCCUUAAAGUAGCAUCUUCUAGAAUCAGGUGUUGCUAUGAGAGUAAAUCUUAAUUUUUAAGAGACAAUAGCUUUCUUGCCCUUGUGAUUACUACGAAGAACUUAAAAAUGUGACCUCAAAAGGCUGAAUAGAUAUGUUAUUUUUCUUUAAAUCCAAAUGUAAUGUUAAUCUCAAAUAUUCAGGUGUUGAAUCAUGAUUUAACAGCACUGUGGGGAGUUUCUCUUGGUACCUUAUUCACCAUAGUUAUUAGCUGCCCUUUAUUUGUGAUGUUAGUCUUUAAUAUCUCUGUAUUCACAGUUCUCCCAUGAAAAAUUGAAAUACUCCUGGGAUAUAGGUGCACCUCAAGCAAAUUACUCACUCCUUGUGUAAAACAGUAAGUGUGCUGCAAAGCACCUUCUGGCUUUCCUGAAGUGUGUCCUAUUCUUGCAACUUCUGGGCUAUGCUUCCUCUCUUCUUUGCACUAUUUUCUCUUUUCAUUCCUCUCAGUUGGAAUAAACUGGCUUAACUCGAGGGUAUGCAAGCACUGCCAUCAAGCUGUAGUCCUCAGCCUGAACAGAAAUAAUGCUGAGAUAAAGCAGGGGUUAUUAACUGAAUACUUCAAUUUCUUCCUUCCCUCUCAUCUGAGCAAAUGAACAUAGUUUCCUCUUAGGCCUUAAACACUUUUGUAAGUUAAUUAUUAUUCUUGAGUAGGUAGCAAAACAUAAAAAUAGACAGAAGGGCUAAGUGCAUCACCAGUUGUGCAGUGCACAGUGUCUUUCUCAUUUUGUAUAGACAAGUCAGAGAAAAGACAGGUCUGCUCAGGAGCAGGGGCAGUAAGCUUUGAUGUAUAACCAAGGACCUGAACAUGGAGUAAUAAUACAGGAUGGGACCAUGUGCAUAUUUUGGGUUCGCUCAUGCACUGUAGGGUAGGCAAUGACUGGGUCAGGCACUGGACUGCUGUCUGGAAGGUGUUCAGAACCUAGGUAUUGCCAAGGCAAGAACAGGAGGUAGAGCACAACCCAUGGAUUAGCAAUGUCAUAUUUACAGGACAUGUGGUGACAGAGUCCUAGAAAUUGCCUUGGAUUCAAUACGUAGUGGUUGCUUAAAGCUUUAAUUUGUCUUCUAUAAAACAGCUUAAUGUAAAGGUGCUGAUCUGGCUAGGUGGAUGAUUUUUUUUAUUUUUGUGUGUUAAUGAUAAACUAAAGAGUUCCAUUUACCCUCUAUAGGGAUUAUAGGAAAGUUGGGUUAGCAGUGUUGCAAUGGACUGUUUAAAGAUCCUGCUUGGAAGCCUUAUUUUAAAAAAGAAUUGUAGGAACCUUUAAAACAUGAAAUGUCAGAACCCAUGCAAACUGGCCUUUGAGACAGUUCUGAUCUGUUUGUGUCUCUUCUUGACGUCCUGAAUGUCUGCAGUGCAGCUUGUGCUGAUAACCCUGUUUAAAGUUCCAGGCUUGAUCUUUUGGCAGCUCUGUGCUUGGCUCCACACUGGCUGUGUUGUCCUACAGCUGCUGGCAGAGACUCCCUAAGGCGAAAGCUGCAGACUGCUCCUUAUCUCUCAGGAAUUAAAAUGACAGGAGGACUGAGGGCAAUUAUGUCACAGACCUCUGCUCUUGCAGGGAAUUAAAUGCCAAGUUCCAUGCUGGCAGCAACAGUACCUGUCUGGGAAACAUGGAGGGAUUUGGCUUUUGCCUUCAGCCUCCCCCAAGCCAGCACGCUACAGCAGCUCAAAUGGAGUUUCUGUGCCUUGGGUGCUGUCACAUCUCUAGUUUAACCUGAUUUGAUCUUUCAGUGUAUAUUCAUAACCCCAACAGGCACAGAAACACCUGAAGGAUUGAAACAAUGAGUUUAUUUCCUCAAGCCUACUUAGCUGGUUGACUUUCAGGAGUUAAAAUAAAUGACCAUGUACCAUGGGUGAGAUACAGGCCUGGCAUUGUCUUCUGAAAUUCCCAUUUUCUAGUUCAAAAUAUUUCUCCUAGAUCUUUUCACCAUGAAAGCUGUGAGAAUCCUUGUGAUUAACACCCGGUGAGUUCUGCAUGAGCCAGGAGGAGGGAAGGAAGUAUCCAAUCUCCUUCGCCUACUUUUACACUUUACUGGUACUGUAGGCAAGCCUGCCAAUACUCUCCUCAAUUGUCCUGACCUGUUUCAGAGCACCACUACUGCUCUUUACUGUUUAAACUGGGAUUGUGGCCCAAACCAAACUCAUGUGCUUUGCCACCAAGGUUUACUGGGACUGCCUGGUUGGAUAAGAGGCACUCAGCUGCCCUAGGACUGUAUUUUGUACCUAAUGUUGGCCAGCAGCAGAUGUUUCAAAGGAUAGUAUGCAUGAGUUUGUACUAAACAAGUUUUAACAACCUUUCCUUCUGGGGAAUUUUGUUCUUGGCCUAUUUAAAUUAAUUACUUGCAUUACUAUUAUAAUUAAAAAUAGAAGUACUUGGUCCUCUAGGUAUUGUAAAAACAUUAUGCACUAUUCUUUUGUGAUUCUUUGUUUUCUAAAGUGUGAGAGUUUAUAUCCCUUACUUUCAAAAAACUAUUUAAUGUAAGCAGCCUUCAUCUUCCAUAUAAAUGUUUAAUCUCCUAUUUAAUCCAACUAAGCUCUCAGCCUCAAUAUUUUCUGGCAAUGAGACCAAUAUAAUUUUAUUCUCCAUAGCACAUAAUUUCUUUUUAUGGUUCCUGAAUUAAUUGCCUUUUGUUUUCAUUGAAUCCCAUCUGUCCUUAUGUUCUCAGCCAUGAGAGGAAAUAUGGGGCCUGGCUUUAUAUUCUCUGUUGUCCAUUAGCCUAGAGAUAGUCCCCUUUCUAAAACUGUGGUUUCUGUCUCUCUUCAACCCAAACUGUCUAGAUAUCUGAUAGCAUGGUGACUCUGUCUUCACAUCAUCUCCUUCUGCUGGAUCUUUAAGCUCUAGUAACCAAAACUGAAUGCAGUUUGCCAGGGGAGGCUGUGCCAUCUGCUGAUUACUUUCAGUAUUAUUUUCUAUAGUAGGCAAUGCUGUGAUUUCAGUGCUAUAUGUGUGUUACGUAUGUAGGUUGGAGCUAGCUUUAAACUUGCUAGUGUGGUCUUGGUGGCAGCCUAGCUACAAUGGGAUGAAAACCCGCCAGGUGAAUUACUCCUGUGCCUCAGUCAGGUGCAGCAGCCUCUCUGAGCCCACAGUAAUUGCUCUAGGUAUGCUUGGGGAGCAUAUUGCAGCUCUGGGCAGGGAGCACCUGAAUAGCUGUGUAGAGCUUUGCCUUGGCUGAUACAGUCCGUCUUCACAGUGUUAGUCUGUUGGAUAAGGGUAAUGCACACCACACUGUUUCCAAGAGCUAGAAGCUCAGACACUGUUGCUGGUGGCUGCACUGUGCCAUGUGGAUGCUGUGAGACAACUUCCUGUAGCAGUGUGGCACAUGCUGGUUACAUGAGAAAGGGAAGCAUUGGCAGAAGUAGAAACAUGGCUAUGGAAAAGGUCUAAGGAGCAGCUAUUAGUGCUCCAGGUAUCCCUCUUUGAGGAAAUACCCCAGUGCUCUACAAAGGCUGACCCAGUGCCAGUGUCUUCCUGACAUGCAGUGCCUGCAGUGGUACACCUAUCAGCCCUGCCUUGACGCCAGUCCAGGCUUUGGCCAGCUGAAGUUGGAUUAGAUAUUUAUCCCCUUCCUGUAGCUGACCACUCUUCUGAUGAUUUCUAUGAAUUAUGUUCUAUGCUGUAAUUAAUCAGGCAGCUGUUUAUUAACCUGGACAGGAUGUCGAUUACCCUUGUAAUCCUUGUAUGCUUGUAGCAGAGAAUAACAGAUCAGUUUCUCAAACAUAUUAGUGGAGGCACUGGUGAGGAACCAGGAACAUGGAUAUUUGCUAUAUCAGGGGUAAGGGGUGGGUCUGUCUUCCUUCCUUCCUGAAGUCAAUAUCCUGAAGUAUCUUCACCCCCAAAAAAGCUGCAGUGAUCCAUCAGCCACUUGAAGACAGAUUUUUAUGUGUAUAUUCAGCAAUCAGAUGAAAGCUUUUGAGACAUGAACUGCACUGUGGUGUUUAACACCAUCUUGAUAGACUUGCUGGGAGUUUCUUGCAGUUAGAAGGAACAGCAUGGCACCUGGUGGUAACCAACUUGGGAUCACUGCUUGUGCAAGAAUGCACUGUGGACCUGGACCAAUGCACAUCUUUUGGGCUGUAUUUUUCCUUGUUCAGAAAAAUAUUUAAUUUCCCACAUCAAGAAGAAAAACUUGCUUGUGUAGUAGCCCACUCAGUCCUAUUAAAAUCCCUUUCUACUAACCAGGGUCUGAGUAUCUCUGAAAUCAGUCAAGUGCCGAAAUUGUCAUGUCCCCUGGAUCAACACCAAUGGUUCACAAAUUAUGCUAAUAAAUGGAUUAU